Molecule: messenger RNA, 1798 nt
Organism: Vollenhovia emeryi
Lineage: Eukaryota; Metazoa; Arthropoda; Insecta; Hymenoptera; Formicidae
Exons: 4
Coding region: 861-1601 (246 amino acids)
Source: RefSeq, a predicted model, not a curated record
UUUGACAUUUGAUCGCUUUCGUUUCGCCGCGGUCACCGGUCGUGCACUUUCCUCGGCUACGUGAGCCACUUGCCGAAGAAGCUACGUUACGCAAAUUAUCGCUUUGCGACCUAGAAUGUCACGCUAAAAUCGCGACCAGACUUGCAAUGACCACUUGAUUUGGACACGAAUCGGGGAAUAUUUCGGGAAUUGGCUAGAUUCAAACCUGCCGAUGAUUACUAUAUACAGAUUACUAAUGAAAUAAAAGAAAGAGCCUUGAUAGCCUUGACGGAACGAUGGGCUCAAUUGUCCCACACGGCGCUUGUCCCUGUGUCCGAGAUAUCUGCUCAAUCGGAAUUAUGUAAACGCGAGAAUGGCGCAGAUCGUUACGUAAUCCUCCCUGCCUAGGUACGUGCAGUCGAAUACAAUGUAUGGCAAGGUUGCGCGAUAGGGAAAAUGAUUACGUGGACCGCGUCCAGAUCGGCUUACGGCUAACAAUUAGCGAACCGCUCUAUUCGUACGUUAGAUCGAAUUAGCAAUCGUAGAGCGUACAAGUCCCAUAUUCCAUCUCGAACCGCCUCGCGAGACGUACGAAACAAGAUCUAAUUCAUUCAAGGUCGUUGAAUCGUUGCGUCUCGUCGGUGACGAAAAUAUCGGCAUCGAAAAGAAAGCCACUUGACGAUGCUCGUCGUGCUCGUCGUGCUCGCCGUGCCAAAAAGGAAGGAGAGAAAGAGUGCUCGUUAACCAGGAGGCAGAGGUAUGGCCUUGACGAAGUGCCAGUUGGGGGUCGAACAAAGCGCUAUAAAGGCUUUUGCUUUUUCAUUCGAAAAGCAGAACCCUUUCUUUCUUCGCUUCGCGAGCGUACCACUCAACCAUUCAACAUGUUCAAGCUGUGCAUUCUCUCCGUUGUCCUGACUAUCGUUUGCGCUGCACCUGCACCUAAGCCAGGAGCAGUUCUGGCGGCAGCGCCGAUCUUGCCAGCACCGAUCGUGACUGCCAGUAGCAGCCAAGUAGUCGCCAGGAAUUACAACACGCUCGCCGCGGCGUACGGAGUGGCUCCGAUCGCAGCGGCUCCGAUCGCAACGGCUCCGAUCGCUUACGCCGCGCCCCUAGCAGCUUACAGCACUCAUGCCGUUGCACCUGCUGCGUACGCUGCCUACUCCGCACCACUUCUACUAUACUGCCUAGCGUACGUUCGUUUUCCGCUUGAGACAAGGCGACGCCCUCUUCGCCGAAGGUGCGCUAAGAAAGCGCAAAGGAGAGGCCGAAGAAGGGGGAUGGACUCGCAGCCGAGGGAUUCCUUGCUCCUAUAUAAGACGUGGUACGUCGUAUUUUGGAGUAUUAUCGUACUGACUGCAAGCCAGACAUAUACGAGCUCCAAGAUGUUCAAACUGAUGUGCUUGUUCGCCUUUUUGGCGUUGGCCGCGGCUGCGCCCGCACCGGCUCCCGCACCCGCACCAGCACCCGGCGCGAUCAUCGGCGCCCCGCUUGUGACAUCCUACAGUGCUCCCAUCGUUUCCGCGCCGCUAGCUUACAGCGCUUACAGCCUACCGACUUAUAGCGCCUAUUCGGCAUACCCGGCCUUACCGUACGCGUAUAAGAGCUAUGCUUACGUCGCCUAAUUGUCGAGAUAUCAGAGGACCAGGCAUCAGAGACCAACACUCCACAAAUUUACGAUCAACGCCCACGAAAUCUUUUCCAAAAAUCAACCGUGGAUUUCUUUCUCCGCGGUUCAUUCUCUUCAUCCCCUUCUCAUCCGUUCGAAUAACUCCGCACUCGCAUUCCAUUAGAUCCAGAAUCAAUAAAGCCGCUUAAAAGC